AGGUUGACGAAGAAAAUCACGGUCGAGAAGAGCUUGAUGAGGACCGAAUGUGGACCUGGAAGUCAUGAGAUAAUUCGCUGGCCAGAGAAUAUUUUAGUGGCACCUUGUAAGGGUUUACAAAGGGACGUCGCUUUUGGUACCAUUCCGCGGUUUGAGCCGAGUUAUAAAUCCGUCACGCCUGGUCCAGGAUACACGCUUCGAACGCACAAUCCUUAUUAUUAUUUGGACCAGAAGAAGCUGAAAGGUUAUUCUCGUAUACCUUCUUUUGAAUUUGAUGGUCUGAUACCUAGAUUCCGAGAAACCAGAAGAAGUUGGUCUCUACCUUGUACUAGGUACAGCGUAAAGCAUCCAGACUCACUGCAAGCUUUUCUCGAAAAAGUCACGAGCAAAAGAGGACCUUACGAUCUCUUUACAGGGCCAAGAGAUGAGACUACUAUGAAAGGAUAUUGGACACAUCCAAAGUUAGAAUUUGACGGCGAUUGGCCGCGGAAAUUGUCAGGUGAAGUGGAAAAGCUUUCGAACAAAUGCAACUAUUUUAAAGGAAAAUGGUCUAUAAAUCCUAGAUUCACAAAGAAACCGGUUGCAAGGAUGCUAUUACAAAAUAUCAGCACGUGUUACAAGGAUCCCAAUGAACCGGGGCCUGGGCAUUACGAUCCUCGGGCGCCGAAAAAAUCGAGUACGCUCAAAAGAUAUCCCUUUGAUAGCAACAUAGAAUAUAUACGACCGCUUCCGCCAAGCGAUAUUCUUCCUGGACCAGGAAGAUAUAAGAUUAAACAAGAACGUCCUAUAAAAGGAUAUGGAUGGACGUGUGUUUUCAAGAGCAAGGUGCCCAGAACGAUCGGCGCGUUUAUUCGACCGUCAUAUAGCGAUUUUUAA
Molecule: messenger RNA, 876 nt
Organism: Formica exsecta
Lineage: Eukaryota; Metazoa; Arthropoda; Insecta; Hymenoptera; Formicidae
Product: lymphocyte expansion molecule-like
Exons: 5
Coding region: 37-876 (279 amino acids)
Source: RefSeq, a predicted model, not a curated record